Penicillium cataractarum is the source of this 1386-nucleotide messenger RNA. RefSeq names its product phosphoserine phosphatase SerB. Lineage: Eukaryota; Fungi; Ascomycota; Eurotiomycetes; Eurotiales; Aspergillaceae. The transcript has 3 exons. The record is from RefSeq and is a predicted model, not a curated record. Gene Ontology annotation, cellular component: cytoplasm. Gene Ontology annotation, biological process: L-serine biosynthetic process; dephosphorylation. Gene Ontology annotation, molecular function: L-phosphoserine phosphatase activity; magnesium ion binding. The coding region runs from base 1 to 1386 and encodes 461 amino acids.
AUGGCCGACUCAGCAACCUCCCGCCAGCGGCCUUCGCUUGGCCAGAUGCGAAGCAAUUCCUUCCUGCAGGACCAUCAGCAGUAUAAGCCUCCCAUCAACCAGACAAUUGGAGAGGUACUCAGCGCACAAUUGGACGAGGUUACCUUGACCAACCCAAUCAAGCCGGAUCCAGAGCGUGUCACGGACAGCGGUAUCAUCCACAGCAUCUUCAACCACCAGUCCAACCAACUCCCCCAGGGUACCCCGCGCAUCGUCGCAACCAUCUUCUACAAGUCCGCCAAUCCCGUCCACCCCCACUACCACCCCGAUGCCUCGCCUGCUUUGCAACCAGGUGAUAAGCUGCCCUCACCACACAUCCCUGCUGGAUCAGCUCCGUCAGUCGAUAUUGAGAAGAUCCCUCGGGAACCGCCUGCGCCGGAGCCCGAACCGUUGGACCACAUCUAUGGGCCAUACGUCUCGCAGCUGUGCUUGACCAAUUUCCUCCAAACUCUCGAGUCCCUGCCCACUCCGUAUCAGCGCACAAACACCUCGCACCGCUGCCUGGAUCGCGAAGAACACCCCCGUGUGGUGGAAGUCACCAUCUCCCCGCCGCCGAACCCGGCUUACCUCUCGUUCAGCGAUCUGCGCAAGCAUGAGAGUAUUUGGCGGUUCGAGCGUGAGUGGAAUGUCGAAGUGGUUUUGCAGCAGGAGAGCGUGUUCCGCCGGCAUAAGCGGCUGGCAGUGUUCGACAUGGACAGCACUCUGAUUGAGAACGAGGUCAUUGAUGAGAUUGCCAAGUUUAUCGGUGUAGAGAAGGAGGUUUCGGAAAUCACCGAGCGCGCUAUGAAUGGCGAACUCGACUUUUCGGCGUCUCUCAAGGAGCGCGUUGGUCUGCUCAAGGGCGUCCCGGCUGAUGUGUUUGACAAGCUUAAAUCUGUCAUCACCAUUGCCAAGGGUGCCCGGGAGCUGUGCCGUGCCCUGAAGGCAUUGGGCUUUAAGAUGGCUGUGCUGAGUGGCGGCUUCCAGCCUCUUGCUGAGUGGCUCGCUGGCCAGCUGGGUCUGGACUACGCAGUUGCCAACCACCUUGAAAUCGAUCCGGUCACCCAAACUCUCACCGGAAAGCUGGUAGAGUCCAAGCCCAUCAUCGAUGCCGCCCAAAAGCGCACUCUCCUCAAAUCCAUCGCUGCCGAGAACAACAUCCCUCUCUCUCAGACCAUGUCAGUCGGCGAUGGAGCCAACGAUCUCCUCAUGCUUCACGCAGCAGGCCUGGGUGUCGCCUGGCGCGCCAAGACCAAGGUUCAGCUCGAAGCCCCCACUCGCAUUAACGGCGAGAGCCUCACCGAUAUCCUCUACCUGCUGGGCUUGGACAACGAGGACAUUUCCGAGCUCGGCAAAGCCACGGAGUAA